CGCAGCACAACAACAUCGCUACUUGAUGCGCGCGCACGCAUGUCCAACAGCGCGAACGCGAAAACACUCCGGACCGCAAGAUAUGUGACUUCGGAAUUUAAAUUUUGACAGUUUUUAUUUCAAACACAAUGCGGUUUAUAGUGUUGUGUUUCAGUGUUUGUGUAUUGAUAGUAGUGGGACAGGACAUCGAUGCGAUGCGGAAUAUGCCCAAAUAUGACUCGAGAUACGAUUACCUAGAUGUAGACGCAUUAUUUAAUAGUAAAAGGCUAGUGAGGAACUAUGUGGAUUGUUUGAUUAACAGUCGCAGGUGCACACCUGAAGGAAAAGCCCUGAAAAGGCUCUUGCCAGAAGCCUUAAGGACAAAGUGCAUACGAUGCACGGAAAGUCAGAAAAGGACAGCAGUCAAGAUAAUCAAGCGACUGAAAAAUGAGUAUCCUGACGAAUGGGCGAAGCUGUCUUCAAGAUGGGAUCCAACGGGAGACUUCACGCGAUACUUCGAAGUGUUCCUGGCUAAUGAGCAGUUUAAUACCAUAUCUGGCAAUGGUAACGAAGUACCGAUGUCACCGCUGCCAACUUUACGACCAGUACCUACGACACCUGCUCCGACGUCUGAUACCCCAGCAUCUAGUGCCACUCCACCGCGACCUCUUCUUCUUAAUAGGUUUGGAGGCGAAGAUGAGGUAAUGGUCGGCAGUCCCUCGUCGGCGGUCACGACUCCCCGACCGACCCCAAUUCUCACAACUAGACCAAGCACUAUGAGGCCAACUGUGCCGCCGAGACCAACACCAAUAGCAUGGGCGAACGUCGGUACAGGCACAAUGCCAACACGCUUUACGAUGCGUCCUACAAAAGAUAAUCUACCAUUGCCAUAUUCAACCGCCAUGACACUUAUCGACCAGAUCGGCAUCAAGAUCAUAAGAACAACAGAACUCGUAACUGACAUACUGAGAAAUACUGUUCGGGCUGUCGUCGGACGAUAACACUCAUACAUUAUAAAGUGAUUUUAUUUGUAAAAAAAGUGCUAAAGCAUUGUAGUCAUUCGGCCUAAAAAGAUACCUAUUUUUUAUAAAAAAAAAACAAUGUUUUGUUAUUUACUUUC
Molecule: messenger RNA, 1099 nt
Organism: Vanessa atalanta (red admiral)
Lineage: Eukaryota; Metazoa; Arthropoda; Insecta; Lepidoptera; Nymphalidae
Gene: CSP9
Exons: 5
Coding region: 129-980 (283 amino acids)
Source: RefSeq, a predicted model, not a curated record